Messenger RNA from Astrephomene gubernaculifera, 395 nucleotides. The record is from the annotation of a GenBank genome assembly. NCBI's taxonomy places the organism in Eukaryota, Viridiplantae, Chlorophyta, Chlorophyceae, Chlamydomonadales, Astrephomenaceae.
GGAAUGGCAGCGGACUUUGGGCUGUGCAGGGGGACGCGCAAGGACGGCCAGCGGUGCACCAUGCCCAUCAACAAGAGCGUCUGCGAGUACUGCCCCUACCAUGCGCAGGCGGCCCUCCGCGCCCUCUCGUCCAACCGCUCUGACAUGGCGGGAGCGAACCUGCUGCAGCGGCAGCUACUACCACAAGCGCGCGCAGCUCAAAAGCAAUUGGCAGGACCGUACGGCAGACCCGCAGCCGGGAUCAAUUCGCUCAUUAGCCGCCCGCCGCCACCGUCGACAUUUGGCGGCAAGGCGGGUGCGGCGAAGCAAGGCGCCGGAUCCCUUCGGGCGCCGUCCUUGCAUGCUGGGGGUGCUGAGGGUGCUGCUGCGACGGCGGUGGUAGCGGGUACAGGGGC